Messenger RNA from Colossoma macropomum (tambaqui), 3960 nucleotides. It is a transcript of the gene wdhd1, whose product is annotated as WD repeat and HMG-box DNA binding protein 1. Gene Ontology annotation, cellular component: nuclear replication fork. NCBI's taxonomy places the organism in Eukaryota, Metazoa, Chordata, Actinopteri, Characiformes, Serrasalmidae. Gene Ontology annotation, biological process: DNA repair; mitotic cell cycle; DNA-templated DNA replication. The transcript is spliced from 27 exons. Bases 177 to 3569 code for a protein of 1130 amino acids. Gene Ontology annotation, molecular function: chromatin binding; protein binding. The record is from RefSeq and is a predicted model, not a curated record.
AAAGUGCACGCCCCUUCUGACGUCGUCGUCCUCAGCGCGGGAGAACCGGCUGCUGUUUUGAAGAAUCGCCAACGGACAAAUUACCCAGAAGAACCAGACAGGAUUUUCAGAAAGGAAGCUUGCUGCUCAUUUAGUGUUGAGGUGACCACAUCCUUUUCCCUGUGGACUGAGAUAAGAUGCCCUGUGAGGUGAAACCCAUCCGCUAUGGCCACUCAGAGGGCCACACAGACGUCUGUUUCCAUGAGGAUGGCAGCUGCAUCGUUACCUGUGGAAGUGACGGCGAUGUCCGCAUAUGGGAGAGUUUAGAUGACGAUGAUCCUAAAUCCAUAAAUGUUGGAGAGAAGGCCUACUCCGUGGCUCUGAGAAAUGGGAAACUGGUUACAGCUGUUUCCAAUAACACAGUUCAGAUUCACACGUUUCCUGAUGGAGAUCCUGAUGGAAUUCUUACUCGCUUCACUACCAAUGCUAACCACGUCACCUUCAACGCCAGUGGCACAAGAGUGGCUGCUGGAUCUAGCGACUUCAUGGUGAAGGUGAUCGAGGUGACGGACAGCAGUAAGCAGAAGACUCUCCGUGGACACGACGCUCCUGUCCUGAGCGUGGCCUUUGACCCCACUGAUGAGUUUCUUGCGUCCUCCAGCUGCGAUGGCUCUGUAGCAGUGUGGUCUGUAGAAGAUCAGACUCAGGUGGUGAACUGGAAUGUGCUGGCAAAGUGCAAUGAUGUCAGCAAUACCAAGUCUCUGUGCAGACUUGCCUGGCAGCCGCUGUCUGGGAAGCUGCUUGCAGUUCCAGUGGACACGAGUGUACAUCUGUAUGAGAGGAGCUCUUGGACUCAUGUUGGCACUCUUUCUGAUGACCUUACUACCCAGCAGGUCAUUAACGUGGUGGUUUGGUCACCGUGUGGGAAGUUUCUGGCAGCUGGGACGGUGGGAGGAACUCUCUCUGUAUGGGACGUUGAAGCCAAGCUAUGCAUUGAGAGACAGAAGCAUGAGAGAGGUUACACUGUGUGUGGGAUGGCCUGGCACCCCUCUGGAGGACAGAUCGCUUUCACAGACACUGAGGGCUGUCUGGGUCUGUUAGAUGGACUGUGUGCAUCUUCCUCAUCUUCAUCAUCCUCCACCACCAACAAGAACACCAAGGCUGCUGUGAGCAAAGAGCCGAAGGACUACGAUGAUCUGUUCGAUGAGGAAGAUGCUGACGGACUGUUGGAUCAGUGUGUGAGUGACUCUGGCUCUCCAGCGAAGAAUGCGGUGGAGGACGACGACGACGACGACGAUGAUGACCUCAUGCCGGCCACUGGAAAACCACGGAACAGAGGGAGCUUCCUGGACGAUGACGACAAUUCUCAAGAUACCGGGUCAGUGAAGGUGGAUAAGUUGGCCGACAAUGACGGCGACAGUGCCAUUCUUCCUCCUGUUGUGCCAGCUGUGCCGCGGCCGGUCUAUGAGGGGCCGAUGCCCACCCCACCUCAGAAAGCCUUCCAGCCUGGCUCCACCCCAACACACCUCAUGCAUCGCUUUAUGAUGUGGAACUCUGUUGGAAUAGUGCGCUGUUAUAACGAUGAACAGGACAACGCUAUCGAUGUGGAGUUUCAUGACACAGCUGUCCAUCACGCCAUGCACCUCACAAACUCCCUGGACCACUGCAUGGCUGACCUGUCCCAGGAGGCCGUUCUACUGGCCUGCGAAGGAACCGAUGAGCUUGCGAGUAAGCUCCAGUGUCUGCACUUCUCCUCAUGGGACACAAACAAAGAGUGGAUGGUGGACCUGCCCAAAGGCGAGGACGUGCAGGCCUUGUGUUUGGGGCACGGCUGGGCAGCGGUGGGCACCAGCGCCAUGCUGCUGCGCGUCUUCUCCAUCGGCGGAGUUCAGAGAGAAAUCUUCAGCCUACCGGGACCUGUGGUGUGCCUGGCAGGACACGGAGAGCAGCUCCUCAUAGUUUACCACAGAGGUACUGGUUUUGAUGGAGAUCAGGCCCUGGGGGUUCAGCUGCUGCAGCUCGGCCGGAAAAAGCGGCAGAUCAUCCACGGUGAGCCGCUGCCGCUGUCCCGCAAAUCCUACCUGGCUUGGAUGGGCUUCAGUGCAGAGGGGACUCCGUGUUCGGUGGACUCGGAGGGUGUGGUGCGGAUGCUGAAUCGCUCAAUGGGAAACACGUGGACUCCUGUGUGCAACACCAGAGAGAGCUGUAAGAGCAAAUCUGACCACUACUGGGUGGUCGGCAUCCAUGAGAACCCACAACAACUCAGGUGUAUCCCCUGUAAAGGUUCUCGAUUCCCCCCAACUCUUCCCCGCCCUGCUGUGUCCAUCCUGCCCUUCAAACUACCCCUCUGUCAGACCAGCACGGAGAAAGGCCAGAUGGAGGAGCAGUACUGGCGCUCUGUGCUCUUCCACAAUCAUUUCAGCUUCCUAUCCUCCAGCGGUUAUGAGGUCAAUGAGGAGAACCAGAGGCAGCAGGAGAAAGAGCAGCAGGAAGCGCUGAUGAAGAUGUUCGCUCUGUCGUGUAAGCUGGAGCGCGAGUUCCGCUGUGUGGAGUUGGCGGAGAUGAUGACCCAGAGUGUGGUCACUUUGGCCAUCCGCUACGCCUCACGCUCCAGGCGAAUGCUUCUGGCUCAGAGGCUCAACGAACUCGCUUUGGAAAAGGCCAAUCAGCUGGAAGAGGAGGAGGAGCUAGACGAGGAGCCGGCCUAUCACAGCACAGCACAAAGCACAGGGUUUAACCAGUCCAGCAGAGCAUCCAGACACUCCAGCAGCAGAGCAGCACAGGAGAACGAUGAUGAAUAUGAAGAAGAAGAAGACGAACAGGAAGAAUCAAUGGAAGCGGAGGAUGAAGCAGAAAGCAGGAAACCACGUGUGAACCCUUUCAGUAAAGGCCCAAAAGGAUCACCUGAAAAACCUUCCCCAAAACCAGUCAGUAAAGAAGGCCGUGUGAACCCUUUUAAGGUCGCUGGUGCAGGAAAGUCAUCCGGAUCUCCUGCAGGCCAGCCCAGAGUGGCUAAUGUUCUGGACACCAUGACCAUGUCUAGCAGGAAACCUUCUGCUCUGACUGGUUCUUCAAAGCAGAGCAAAGCUCCAGUGCUGAAGCCUCUGGCACCCAAACCCAGGAGCAAGGCUCAGGCCACUCUGCUGCAGAUGAGUGCGAAUAAAGGAGCUGGAAAGAAGCCGGAGGAGAAACAAACAGAGAAAGAGACAGAGAAACAGACUGUAGAGAGAACUCCAUCAGCAGCAGGAGAUAAUGCGGAGAACACGAGACCGAAGACGGGUUUCCAGAUGUGGCUGGAGGAGAACCGGAAAAACAUCCUCGCCGACAAUCCUGACUUAGAAGAGACGGAGAUCAUUAAAGAGGCCAUGGGCCGCUUCCGCACGCUGUCAGCCGAGGACAGACUGAAGUGGACAGAGAGAGCGAAAGGUGGGUCGGGAGAGGUAGCGGACCUGAAGAAGAGAAAGCGGGAGGAGGAGGAGGAGAAUAAAGAGAUGGAUGGAGAGAUGGAGGUGGAUGAGAACAGCGCUAAGAAGAAAAAGCCACUGAACACUUCCGCUAAGCUCUCCGCCUUCGCCUUCAACAAGGACUAAGACCUGAGGCUAACGUUGUAAUGUUAUUGUUUGUUUUUGUAAGUUGUUGUUUUUAAUACUUGGAAAAUCCUUCAGAUGUUUAUUCUGUGUGUUUCUAACCUUUGCAGAGGGUGAGCAGUAACAGUAGAGGCAGGUGGAAGCUGAAGCUGUGUUGAGUGUCUUGUCAGAUCAAUCCGGAGUGAAACAAAGUCUCUUUAGAAAAAGAAACCAGCGUUUUCUACAGCUGAGAAUGAUGUUCUUUCCCUUAGACCUUCAAAUCUGAGGAGUAAAGCACGUUUUUUUCUUUUCAUGUCUUGUUCUUGGAUGUUUGUACAUAUUUGUUGUGAUCUGUUCAACUCUGUACUGUAUGUAAAGCAAAAAAGCGAAUAAAAUAUUGUCUUUUAUAAAUGUA